CCCCACAAAGACCACACUGUUGACAGCGUUGGGUUCCAGUAGCAGUAAACUACCAAUGGGCUGGUUUCUAGAAAAUGAGUUUGCUCUGUGAUGUAAUACAAGUUUGCUUUGUCCUGACGCCAGCAUGACACUGAGGCAGCAGGGGAGGGAGAAGAGGAAAAUUGGAACUGGGCUCUCGGUUAAUGGAUUCCAGAGCUCAUUUAGCAGGACUUGAGUGGAGGGACGGAAGGGGGGAUAUUGGGGACACUUGCUGCGAGGUCUGCCGUAAUUGCGGGCAGCUGUCUGCUUCAGAAAGUGAGGGCUCCACACACAAGGAGAAUCUUCAAGAGCUGCCUCGCAGUGUGACAUGUCUGAUCCCUUGCUCCCAUCCCUGCAGCAUGAACAAGGUGGACGCUCACUGACCCGUCACGAGGUUGCCCCACAAAGCUUUGGGGUCCAUGACUGAAUGGAUUGCUGUGGCCUUCUCGUCUCUCCCUUUGCCCAGUUCCCUGCAUCCUAAGACUCAAGGCCAGCACAGGACCUGGAAAAAUUAUAUGGUGUGAACGGCAUGUCUGUGGAUGAGAAGCCUGACUCCCCCAUGUAUGUGUAUGAGUCCACAGUCCACUGCACCAACAUCCUCCUGGGCCUCAAUGACCAGCGGAAAAAGGAUAUUCUCUGUGACGUGACUUUGAUCGUGGAGAGGAAGGAGUUCCGGGCCCACCGGGCUGUGCUGGCUGCAUGCAGUGAAUACUUCUGGCAGGCGCUGGUCGGACAGACGAAAAAUGACUUGGUGGUCAGCUUGCCUGAGGAGGUCACGGCCAGGGGCUUUGGGCCGCUGCUGCAGUUCGCCUACACCGCCAAGCUGUUGCUCAGCAGAGAGAACAUCCGUGAGGUCAUCCGCUGCGCCGAGUUCCUGCGCAUGCACAACCUGGAGGAUUCCUGCUUCAGCUUCCUGCAGACCCAGCUUCUGAACAGCGACGAUGGCCUGUUUGUGUGCCGCAAGGAUGCUGCGUGCCAGCGCCCGCACGAGGACCGAGACAACUCCGCGGGAGAGGAGGAGGAGGACGACGAGGAGACGAUGGAGUCGGAGACAGCCAAGAUGGCUUGCCCCGGGGACCAGAUGCUUCCAGAACCCAUCAGCUUUGAGGCCGCCGCCAUCCCGGUGACCGAGAAGGAAGAAGCCCUGCUGCCCGAGCCCGACGUGCCCACGGACGCCAAGCAGAGCUCAGAGAAGGACGCGCGGACGCAGUACCCCAGAUACAAGAAAUACCAGCUUGCAUGUACCAAGAAUGUCUACAAUGCGUCAUCACACAGCACCUCAGGUUUUGCAAGCACCUUCAGCGAAGAGAACUCGGGCAGCAGCCUCAAGCCAGGACUGGCCAUGGGGCAGAUUAAAAGCGAGCCUCCCAGCGAAGAGAACGAGGAAGAGAGCAUCUCGCUCUGCCUGUCUGGAGAGGAGCCUGACGCCAAGGACAGAGGGGCAGACGUAGAGAUGGACCGGAAACAGCCCAGCCCCGCCCCUGCCCCCGCCGCCCCGGCCGGGGCCGUCUGCCUGGACAGGUCCAGAAGCGUGUCCUCGCCCUCCUGCUUAAGGUCCCUGUUCAGCAUCACAAAAAGUGUGGAGUUGCCUGGCCUGCCCAGCACCUCUCAGCCGCACUUUGCCAGGAGUCCGGCGUGCCCUUCGGACAAGGGGAUCACUCAGGGUGACCUUAAAACUGACUAUGCCCCUUUCGCAGGGAAUUACGGACAGCCCCACGUGGGCCAGAGGGACGUGUCCAGCUUCGCCAUGGGGUCGCCCCUCAGGGGGCCUGGGCUGGAAACGGUGUGUAAACAGGAGGGCGAGCUGGACCGGAGGAGUGUGAUCUUCUCCUCCAGUGCUUGUGACCAGGGGGGCGCCUCGGUGCACGCGUACUCCGGGGUGAGCAGUUUGGACAAAGACCUCUCAGAACCGGCACCAAAGGGUCUGUGGGUGGGCGCCGGCCCGUCCCUGCCCAGCUCCCAGGCCUAUUCCCACAGUGGGCUGAUGGCUGACCACCUGCCAGGAAGGAUGCGGCCCAACACCAGCUGCCCGGUGCCAAUCAAAGUCUGCCCUCGCUCGCCGCCCUUGGAGACCAGGACGAGGACUUCCAGCUCUUGCUCUUCCUACUCCUACGCAGAGGACGGGAGCGGAGGCUCACCCUGCAGCCUCCCUCUCUGUGAGUUCUCUUCCUCGCCCUGUUCCCAGGGAGCCCGAUUCCUGGCCACGGAGCAUCAGGACCCAGGCCUGAUGGGAGAUGGAAUGUACAGCCAAGUCCGGCCCCAAAUUAAAUGUGAGCAGUCGUACGGCACCAACUCCAGCGACGAAUCCGGAUCGUUCUCGGAAGCAGACAGUGAGUCGUGUCCUGUACAGGACAGGGGCCAGGAGGUCAAACUUCCUUUUCCCGUAGACCAGAUCACAGAUCUACCAAGGAACGAUUUCCAGAUGAUGAUUAAGAUGCACAAGCUAACCUCAGAACAGCUCGAGUUCAUUCACGACGUCCGGCGGCGCAGCAAGAACCGCAUCGCGGCCCAGCGCUGCCGCAAGAGGAAGCUGGACUGUAUUCAGAACCUAGAAUGUGAAAUCCGCAAAUUGGUGUGUGAGAAAGAGAAACUGCUGUCGGAGAGGAAUCAGCUGAAAGCGUGCAUGGGAGAGCUGUUGGACAACUUCUCCUGCCUCUCCCAGGAAGUCUGCCGAGACAUCCAGAGCCCUGAGCAGAUCCAGGCCUUGCAUCGGUACUGCCCCGUCCUCAGACCCAUGGAUCUCCCCACAGCCUCCAGUAUUAGCCCCGCGCCCUUGGCUGUGGAGCCGAACCUGGCGGCCUCCCAGUGCGCGGCGGGGGAAAGCGCAGCCUGCUGCUUGGAGCCGGGGGCGGCUCCCCCCGGCCCCCCCUGGGCACCCAGCAACGCCACCUCCGAGAACUGUACCCCCGGGAGGAGGCUGGAAGGCACCGACGCGGGAAUCUUCUCCGAGAGAGGACCUCCGCUGGAAGCCAGGAGCCAAACGGUGACCGUGGACUUCUGCCAGGAAAUGACUGAUAAGUGCACGACGGACGAGCAGCCCAGGAAAGAUUACACCUAGUGGCUGUGAGCCGCCUCUCCCAUCCGGUCCUCCCGCCGGCCGUGGCGCUGCUUGCCUGUUGCCCCGAAGAAACCAAGCUCAAGUCUGGUGCACACUACAGCGGUCUUAGCAGCAAUACUGUUCCGAAGUAUUCCUCCUCUUUCCAAACAAGAGCGAUAGAUAGUUACCUUCACAAUGGUGCUACCCCUUGCUCAGGCAAGGAAGACGGCGGUGGCGACACCGUCUGUCUGGGGCUCAAUUUCAGUCUUCACAGGGAUAGACUAUAACACCUCUGGGACCCAACCGCGGAUUUUUUUUCUCAGUGGCCCAUGUCACAAACCCUAUCUCAGGAAUUUCUUCUGAAUGUUCAAUUUUUUUCAUUGAAGACAGCUUCUAUACACAUCAAAGUUUUAUAGCUAGACUGUACAUAUUAUAUAUAAUAUAUAAAAUAUAUAUAUAUAUCUCCAUAUGCAAAAGUCCUGCAUGCCUCAAUUUUCUCAUCUGAAAACUGGAAGCUUCAUUUCUCAUGCACACGUUCCGACAUUCCUCUUCUUUUGUCUCUGACGCUAGAACUCGUUUGGUAACUGUUAACAUGGUCAUUUUUCUUGCUUCACAGUUCAAUUCCAAUUUGUACUUAUUUAUGGACAGAAUUCAAUGUUGGAAGCUUUUUUCCAAGGCUUUAUUUCAGACCUUUUUCUCGUUCGGUUUGGUUUGGGCACCACCACAUGUGGUGUGCUUUGAGCAUCGUGGGUUUGUUUUUGUUUUGUUUUGUUUUUCCUUGCAGAUACUGUACAGUAAUGGUCAGCUUUGCCACUUGCACUGAGUUUUGAGUCAGCCCUAUUUUCUUAAAUGAAGUUGAAACUUCAGUAUAACUCAAGUAUACUGUAUACUCUUUGCUUUUAGUUAAAAAGUAAAAACAUUUUAGCUAAUUAAAAAAGCACUCAGGUGAUAAUGAUGUAGGAAAAACAAUCUUGCCAAAUAAUGAAUUCAUCCUAGGAUGUGUAGACAAUACUCUGCUUGAAUAUUUUUCUAUUUCACCUCCUCCCCACCUUUCCCUAAGCAAGGUUUAAAUGCAGAUCUAGAGAGUUCAGAGUUGCUGCUGGAUGUUCAGAUUCCUAAGUGGGGAGAGAGUUUGGACAUCUCACUUAAAAGUACAUCGAAACAGCAGGAAUCCGUGAUCCUACCCCAGAACGCAGCGGGCAGCGGCUCCUAGACAUCCCAUUAGAACUGUCUCCUCACCCAGGGAGCCGGGCCCAUCACAUCAGCACGCCCCCAGGCCUCGGCCUGCUCUCGGAAGUGUCGUGUGUGGGACCUUCUCCUCUGAAGGACUUGGCGACCAGCCACCCGUUUUCCUGCCCAGCCUCCCAGGACAUCUCGCCU
Molecule: messenger RNA, 4435 nt
Organism: Carlito syrichta (Philippine tarsier)
Lineage: Eukaryota; Metazoa; Chordata; Mammalia; Primates; Tarsiidae
Gene: BACH2
Product: BTB domain and CNC homolog 2
Exons: 7
Coding region: 548-3076 (842 amino acids)
Biological process (GO): regulation of transcription by RNA polymerase II
Molecular function (GO): DNA-binding transcription factor activity, RNA polymerase II-specific; protein binding; RNA polymerase II cis-regulatory region sequence-specific DNA binding
Source: RefSeq, a predicted model, not a curated record